This is a messenger RNA of Eruca vesicaria subsp. sativa (arugula), 1006 nucleotides long. NCBI's taxonomy places the organism in Eukaryota, Viridiplantae, Streptophyta, Magnoliopsida, Brassicales, Brassicaceae. The record is from the annotation of a GenBank genome assembly.
GGAUAAGACAAAAAGAAAACCCGGAACACUGAUACUCUGUAAUAAUGUCUUUGACUGUUCACAGGAAAGCACCCUAAAAGGACCCUUCACUUAUACUCUCUCUCUAUAAAAAAAACACUACUUUCCUCAAAACUCUUUCAUCGAUCUUCUCUUUUUCUCUGAUUAUCAUGAUGAAGUUGGUGUGUUUGAAACCCGGCCCGAAACCAAAUCCGAUCCAGAAUAAUGCGAAAGAGAUUCGUUACAGAGGCGUGAGGAAACGUCCAUGGGGGAGAUACGCGGCGGAGAUCCGAGAUCCACGUAAGAAAACUCGUGUAUGGCUAGGAACGUUCGACACUGCUCAGCAGGCGGCACGUGCCUAUGACGCUGCAGCGCGUGAGUUUCACGGCAGUAAAGCUAAGACGAAUUUCCCGACGUUUCUAGAGCCUAACGUGAACGACGGCGGCUACUCACGUAGUCCUAGUCAGAGUAGCACCGUCUACUCCACCUCUCCCACGGCGGCGAGAUUGGUUACGCCUCCGCAGCUCGAGCUCAGCUUAGGUAAUGGCGGCGCGUGUUAUCAGAUUCCCGUUGCGCGUCCUGUUUACUUCUUUAACGUGAAGGCGUUCAAACCCGCUGCUACGUGUGGGGUCCAGAGCGAGUCUGAUUCGUCUUCGGUCGUUGAUUUCGAAGGUGGAGCUGAGAGGAAAUCUCAGCCGUUGGAUUUGGAUCUUAACUUAGCUCCUCCGACGGAAUAGGCGGUUUCUUCAGUCUAUGAGGCGUCGCUUUUUGCUAAUUAAGAGAGAUUGCGUUCUUCUAGUAGGUUUUUUAUUUUCUGUCUAAAAAAUAUAUUGGGGGUGAUUGGUUGAACUGUAGAUUUAAAAUUUUUAUUGUAGAAUUUAGACUGUAGAUGUUUUUGAUGUAGUUGUAUCUAAUGUAGCUGUAGAAAUUAAAUGAAAAAAAAUAUAAAAGGAAAGAUAUUCCUACAACAAUCCUACAGCAAUAACUUUUUGCUUUAGAAAAUAGGAUU